AUGCUCUUAGUGAAUAAAGUGAGACUGACAUUCAUCCUAGCUCCGCAGAAGCAGACAACAGUCGGUGGCCGUGUGACCAGGGCAAAGGGUAGUAAUCCCAAGUCCAGUCGUUCCAGCACCACAAAAGGCCGUAAGCUUAGAUAUGGUCCUUGCCCAACAUGCAAAAUUGGAAUUCUGGAACGAAAGAGAAACAACCCAGAAGGAGCAGGCCCUGAUGCCGGACUCUGGCGCCUGAGCUGUUCUAGAUAUACCGCUCGUCCUCCUUGCAGACAUUACGAAGCCUUCAACGAAGAUCCUCAGAUUCUUUGGGCACAGAAACAAAACGAACUGGGCAAGAGGCCAUGUCCUGAGUGCCAUAUCGGCCAGCUGGUUGAGAGGGUUAAGAACCCUUUCGAGUACACCGAGAAGUACGCAGAGUGCUCGAGACGAGGCGAAGAGGACGGGUGUAACUAUAUACGGCCGGUUAUCAAAGGAAAGGCUGUGGAAGCGGUAAAAGGGAAUAUCGACACAGUUGAGGCCGGUCCCUCGAAGCAAGACAAUGGCAUCAAGAUGGAUCAGAAUUCCGGUGAUAUGAAUGGCGAGGCUGGCAACAGUAAAGACGAAGCCAGCAACAACAACAACCCGGCCACCAUUCCCAACCACAUCGAGGCUCAACAGCCUGUUAUUCCCGAGACCCGAAAGCAGACGAGAGGGACAUCCAAGUCGAUCCAUAAACACACGGCAGAAAACUUGAGCGGAAUCGAAACUGGCGAUAGUAUGGAGCAUACGACUGCCAAGGCCUCCUCUAAAGGAAAGGUCAAGGUCACAAUCGACCUGACUCUCGACGAAGAGGACGAGAAUGAUGAGACGAAGUUUGGCUCCGUGAGCGCGUGUUAUCCAGCGCCCGCGAACGUUUACCCUGCUCGGACGAGGCUGUUCCAAUCCGCCUCGCCGCAAAAUCUCGAGGGCAUGCAGGCGCCGAUAACAGCCGUCUCAACUUCUUCAAAAAGUGGUCUCAUCAUUCCUAGUGGUCAUCACAGCACGUUGGUCACCCCGGCGAAGAGCCCUAAUUCACUAGGGCACUCGCCUUUUUCUGUCCCUGGAGAACCUGCGCCGACUUCGAAUACUUCCGGUCGUUUCAACACACCGACCAAGUCCCUGGGUAUGGCAGGGCAGCAGCCUUUUUCUUCCGGCAUGGUUACACCCACCAGUAACCGGCCUAACAAGACUUUCGUCUUGCCACCCACGCUUCCCCAGACGCGAGGGAGAGAGGAUGAUGAGAAGGAGGAAUUUGACAUCGAUACUGGCCUUAAGGACGCCAUGAUCGAGCUCGCCGACCAACUUGAUACACCCGUGCCCAACAGCAAAACACAACCCAAGGGGCAGGUAAACACCACGCCAACCAGCCAGUUCACCUACCGGACGAGCUACCACGGGAAUAACCCGUUCAACAGCUACAAUACCACACCUGUUCGGAACCAGUUCAACCGCCCCUCGAACAAUCAACCUAACAACGACCUUAGUACUCAGGCGAAUUACCAACCGACCAACCAGUUCGCCCACCCCCCCAGUAAUUCGGUGGUGAAACCGACAAUGAACCCAGUGUGCAACACCGACAGCGAUGCUCCCACGAACCCCUGGGACAUCUGGGAAGCCCACAGGCUGACCAACAGUCAGUUUCUGAACAACAAUGCCGGUACCAAGGAUGACAAACCCCCUGCCAAACGCCAGAAGAGAGAUGAGUUUGACGAUUCUGACUUGGAUGACAACGACUUUAUGGCGCUGGCGGAGCAGACUGAGGGGCAGUCUCUUGGUGGGAAGAGGUGA
Podospora anserina S mat+ is the source of this 1806-nucleotide messenger RNA. RefSeq lists its product as uncharacterized. The record is from RefSeq and is a predicted model, not a curated record. The transcript is spliced from 2 exons. Lineage: Eukaryota; Fungi; Ascomycota; Sordariomycetes; Sordariales; Podosporaceae. The coding region runs from base 1 to 1806 and encodes 601 amino acids.